Messenger RNA from Cydia strobilella, 6220 nucleotides. RefSeq lists its product as uncharacterized. Bases 178 to 4536 code for a protein of 1452 amino acids. Gene Ontology annotation, molecular function: G protein-coupled receptor activity. Gene Ontology annotation, cellular component: membrane. Gene Ontology annotation, biological process: adenylate cyclase-activating G protein-coupled receptor signaling pathway. The transcript is spliced from 26 exons. The record is from RefSeq and is a predicted model, not a curated record. Lineage: Eukaryota; Metazoa; Arthropoda; Insecta; Lepidoptera; Tortricidae.
GAACACUUCAGUACCCCGGCGUAGGUCGUAGGUGACGGUUGUCUCUGUGCCGGUCUAUCUCGCGCUCGCGAGUGUAUUCGUAAUACGAUGAGUGGUGUAUUUUAUUCGAAGUGUGAUUUGUGAGUGUUAAAAGUGGUUCGUGUAUCGGCUGGAGGUUAGCUGCUACACUGCGCUAAAAUGCUAACCAUGAACCGACUAAUUAGCAUCACACUCAUCACCUCUAUAGCGCCCACCGUCUACUCCGAAAAAGACCGAGAACACCAGGGUCCCCAAACAUGUGGGGGCCACUUUAAAGGCUCAAUAGGCUCCUUUGGCGUUAUUCAUACUCCUAAUUUCCCUAACGCCUUCACGACGCCAAUUAAGUGCAAGUGGGUGAUCGAGCGUUUAAACGACACGGGAACUAUAUCGAUAUACUUCACGCAGCAGUAUACCACUACUGGGUUAACGUUUACGGAGUACCUGUACUACGAUGAAACGUACAAGGCGGGGGAGAGGCGCGCGUUUACGGUGACGGAGGAGAACAUCACUAGGGUGAAAUGGCUUCAGAUCAACAGCCCAGUCCUCGUAGUGGAGCUUAAGUUGAACAGGCUGGAGGGCACGCAGCUGCGGGCUCUGGGGCUGCUCUCGGUGUUCGGGUUCAACAUGACGUACUCCGUGCGUGGCCCCGCCGAGCCGCCGGGCCCGCACUCCUGCAGCGCCAUCGAGUGCCGGUUGCUGGGGCACUGCUACGCGAGUCACGACUACAGGGAGUUUUUCUGCGCGUGUUUCGAGGGCUACUCCGGUGCGGACUGCGGCGUUGGCCCACUCUGCCCGCGGACAAACAUGUGCAAAAACGGCGGGACCUGCAGUCAGAUGGGCCCCGCGGCAGUGAGCUGCGCGUGCACGCCCGGUUUCACUGGCGAUGUUUGCGAAUCGCAAAAUUCCGCACCAGUGUGCGGAAUAGAAGAAUGUUCAGAGAGUUGUAAGGAAGGUCGAAACUGUGAUUGCGAUCCCAAGGACUCGGAUUCCAAUUUGGCGAGAUUUGAAACAAAAUUGCAAAUUGUGGACCAAACGGAAAGCGACAUAUCUCAAGAAAUAGUGAAACAGAUAACGAGCCAUUUAAAAAUAUCAAAUAUCACGUUAGAAGCUGAAAUUGAGAUUUUAAAUAUAAGUUCCGCGGACUCAAAUGGCGCACGCACCGUGUGGUUGCGCGUGUGGGGCGCGCGGCGCGAGGCGGGCGCGGUGAAGGCGGCGCUGGCGGGGCUCGCGGGCUCGCGGUCGCGUGCCGCCCGGCUCCGCCUGCUCAACUUCGACAUGCAGCCGGCGUUAACGCUACACGCUUUGAUAAUGAACCAGCGGCCCGAAGUGUGGGAGGGCUCAGAGUUCAUCCUCAGCUGUAUGGCCUACGGCUCCCCUGACAUUGCUUUCACCUGGUACAAAGACGGUGUCAAAGUCAACUUCAAUGGAACUACCAGGGAUAUUUGGACCAGGACUGUGGCAGAGGACGCGUUAGGGCGUCGAAUGUCGGUACUAGGCAUAACGGAGGCAAAGACGCCCGACAGCGGGCGCUGGUCGUGCUCGGCGGACGACGCCGACCGCAGGCGGUGCCGCGCGCUGGAACUGCACGUGCUCAAGCCGCCUGACAUCAGGCUACUGCCUACUGCGCUCACUGUCAAUAAGGGUGAUAACGUGAGCAUAACGUGCCUGGCCGUAGCAGGGCGAAUGCACGGUAUUCUUGGCUUCAGUUGGGCUCUGGGCAAGAAUCUGCUGCCCAUGGUGCCCGGCCGCGAAGUCUGGGAAGACCUUUACCCUGCUGGCAGCGUGCUCAAACUUUUCGAUGUUCAGAAAUCGGGCCUAUAUAAUUGCCAAGUAUCAUCGGUAGCAGGGACCAAUUCCAAAGAAGUCACUAUGUGGGUGCUGAGUCCAAAUGACGAGGCCUGCGAGGCCGAGGCUUCGCACGGGCUGCGAUGGCCGAGGACCGCUCCAGGGGCACAUGCCUCAGCUGUAUGCCCUCCUGGACACAGCGGAGAAACCACUAGGUUUUGUGAGCCAAAGACGGGUCAGCAUGGAGUAAAGUGGCGAUUACCCGACUUCUCUGGGUGUAUUGCAGAUUCAUUGAAAAACAUUUAUGAACAGUUCAACCGAAUAUACCACGGCUACUCCUGGGGUAACGUGUCCGACAUAGCUCGCCAAUACGGGGCGGUGCUGCGCUCCCUUCCCUCGCAUCCCGGCGAGGGCACCCUGCCCUUACAGCAUUCCCGACAAAUGCUGUACUACCUGCUCUCCGCCGCCGGAAAGCCAAGGGACCGGACUGAGAGCGUACCGCAUCUGCUUAAGAUAUACGACACACUUUUAAAGCAUCCAGAUACCUUCUUAGAUGAAGAGAAAAUAUACGAGCUACAAAACGCCAUCGCAGACGCCGCAGGCAUGCGAGACAAUCACGACCUCCAUCUGCACCAUUUUGACCAUUUCUCCGUGAAAACCAGCCCCGUCUUGGAAGAUAACGCUGCACAUUUCAAGAUGCAUGCGGAGCGCACCGGUACGGAGGAAUGGCUACUCGCCUCAGUGGGCGUAGAGCUGGUGAGAAGGAACGGGAAUGCGUCAGUUAUAGCCAUUCAAUAUUACAACCUUGGCACUCGGCUGCCUUCGCUGGGCAGGUCUAUUGAGUUCAAGAGCGGACGCGAGAUGGAGUUCCUGGAGGCGUCGCCGCAGACGCAGCUGUGGGGCGCCGGCGCCGGCGUCGACCGCGCGCUGCCGCACACCGUCACGCUGCUCUUCACGCACGUGCAUAACUACAGCGCCGUCGCAUCGAAGCUGGCCUGCGGCGUACGCACGGUGGAGGAGCCGCGCGCGUGGAGCACAAAGGCUUGCGAAGUGCGAGUCACCGAGCCUACGCAUGUGACGUGCCGCUGCCGAGGGUUGGGCACUUAUGCGUUGUUCACCAUAGCUAGGUCCACUCUAACUGAUGUGGAAAAAGAUCUCCGUGGAAUAGUGAAGAUCACAGUCGGCCUCGGUGGCGCCAUGUGCUUGGCGGCAGCAGCGCUACAGGUGCUGGGGCUAGCGUCGGGGAGGAAGGCGCGGCUACCCGUGCUACUGAAGGCGGCCACAGCAGGAACACAUUCCGCAGCGCUCUUUGCGUUACUCGAGUGCGAUACUGGAGAGGAUGAAGCAUGCCCGGGCGCACUGGGCUGGGUGUGCGCGGCGUGCUGGUGCGCCGGCUGCGCGGCGUUGUGCGCACAGCCGCUGCUGCUGCAAGCCGAGUUGGCCGGCCGUCAGCAACGGGCGCCGUCCGUGGGGCUCCUAGCAGGCGUGUGCACUCUGGCGUGGCUGACGGCGCGGUUAUGGGGCGGUGCGCCUCUACAACUCGGCGCAGCGGCGCAAGCUGUGUGCGCGGCCGGCUGCGCGCUGCUAGCUUUGCUGUGCCUCGCGCUUGCUGUGUGCGCUGCGUUGCGAUUACGCACUAUCACACAUAAGGUUCCUGCCGAACGUCGGAGCUACCUCGCUGACCGGACGCGCGUGGUUCGACACACGCUAGCGUUGCUGCUAACUACUUCAGCAGCGCAAGCGGCGGGCGUGGCGUACGCGCAGCCGGGCGAGCGGCGCAUUUCGCACGUCGCUGCGCUUUCCGCCGCGGCUCUUGCCAACGGCGUCGCUAUGUUAAUAUGCUACGUAAUUCGCGACGAGGAGUGCCUGCGAUCAGCCAGGCGCGCACUGUCUAUGGGCGAGCCUAGGGAAUGGCAAGACUCGCCUGCUGGCGAUACGUCGCUUAGUUUGUACAUAAAGCAAGGUGGUGAGGUGGAGAGCCGCGGUGGCGUGGGGACCUUGGAGUCUUCCCCGACGCCCUCGUCGCCCGGCGGCUACUGGCGCGCGCCCGCGCCGGGGCUCGGGACGCCCACUCGACUGCACAGGCGGCAGUCGACGCCGGACAGCCGUGCGGACAUCGUGCGCUGCGUGGAGUACAAGGAGACAGUGCUGAGCCCGCAUCGCUACGAGCGCCACUCGCGCGCCGUGUGCGACCUCAUCCCGCGCGCCGCUCACCUGGCGCGUGUCGCACACCCCGCACACGCCGCACACCCCGCACACCUCGCACACCCCGCGCAGCCCGAGUACCUGGCGCGCGUGUGCCUCGAGCUCGACGCCACCCCCGUCUCGCCCCAGGACCCGCCCGCUCCUCUCCUCACCUGCUCCGUCGACUUCGAACCCUACACCGAAAAACGAUUCGAUACCGCCAAAGAAAACUGCACACUCUGUGUUCAGUCCAACCCGGACGUCUCCAAAAUACCCUCGCCGCCCAUCAAGAGCUGCCUAAAAAAAUCUAGCAAAAAUCAAGAAUUCACGUCCAGUAUAUCCCUCCCCUCCAUGGAAAUAUUGAAUGACGAGUCCAAGUCUAAGUCCGACAUCGAGCAGGUGAACAGGGAGUGGAACAAGGCCUACGAAUCGCCCGAGACCGACCGGAUGUUAAACAAGAUAUCCAACGAUCUGGAUUUUCUAUUAAAUAGAACUCAGGACGCUAGCGUUAAUGUAAUACUUGACCAAAUCGAGGAGGCCCCCACGUAGGAUACGGAGUGAAACAUUAGAGACGGUAGACUUUAGCCAUGUAAGUAAACGAAUAACAUGGAAACAGGGGUGCAACAUGCCACUAGGAUAAUAUGUACAUAUUAAAAGUGUUUUAUAGAUAAUUAAAAAAAAUGUAUCAUUGUGCAUGCGAUUUAUAUGAAUUAUUCCUUUUUGUAAACUUUAAUAAUGUUAUUUGGAGAUAUAAAUUAAAACAAGUCUAGGUAUCUACACAUAUAAAACCGGGAGCAUAGACGCGGCAUAAUAGGAACGCCCAAAGCUGAGAAAAAUAUCGUUGGUGUGGGAUUGACAGCUGAAUUAGAUUGCGCUGUACGAGUGAAUGUGCAACCUCGAAAAAUACGCAAUACCUAUACAUUGUAAAGCGAUAAGGUUUGACAAUACCCUUAACGUAUGGCUCAAUGUAGUGCUAGAUGGUAUUACAUGGAGCCAUACGUUAAUUCAGCCUUCGAACCUAUAUACUUACUUUACUCUUUGCUUCGAACCCAGCUUAAGAUAUCUCGGAGCGCUCUGUGUGUCUUAUUAUCCCCGUGUCGGCUCGGUACGAUUAAGCGAUCAAGUUUGAAACUAGUCAAAUUCUAAAGUGUGCGAUAAAUAAGGUUGUUAGCAUAAUUUAAACACAUUGUGAUCAGUAAUCUUAAAUGGGUUAUUUAUACAAUUUAGCUUUAUAAAAGAACAUAUUUAAUAAUUUUCCGUGUCAGUAUUUAAUUUACGUUAAUAUACCUAUUUAUAUGAGUAGAUAUAUCAUCAUAACAAAUGUGAUAAAUUUAUGAUAAUUUAAGAUGUACUUACGCGAAUUUAUCGUUUUGAUACGGAAUCACACAAGAAGAAUGAGGAUAUAUUUUUUUAGGUUGUAGGUACUACGUAGGUAUAUAACACUAAUUGUUUUAAUUUAUCGAACAUUUUACUUAUAAAAUUUUUCGUUAUUCAUAUCUCCCUGGCGAUGUGCUUAAGAAAGGUGUAAAAUAAAGGUGUACCUAGUGAACGUCAGCUACGUUGGUAGAUCGAAUAAAACAGAAAAAAAUGUAGUAUUUCAUUCCCGACUGAAUUUUUAUAAACGGUCAGAACUUGGACUUUUGGCAGAGAAGAAAGAAUAUGUAAGGCGUCUCCUGUCAAAAUGUUCUAAACUUGACCCAUGCUUGAACCUCAGCCUAACUGAAAUAAUUUCUUUCAAUAUCCAAAUACGCAAACGUGUCGAAUUUUAAUAAGAUUGAACAUAUGAAUUUCGUAUCAAAGACAUAAAAGUAUUAGCUUAAUUUACAGACAUGUAAUUGUAUGUGUCUAAUGUAGUUAGUAUAAUUGUAAACCAAAUGUCAUGCUGUCACUCAUUUUAUUAAUUUACUUUUUACCUUUUUGUAAUAAAACUUUUUAUAAAGUGGUUUUCACGCACAGCACUAAUCAUAAAUUAGUUAUUACAUUUAAGUUAUUAUUGAUCACCCACCUUAAUUAUAUGUGAUGAUAUUAUAAAUUACUUAAUUCUUAAUAGGUCUUAUACAAUUUAACAGUGGUACCUUAUCUCUUCGUUGUAAAUAUAGAUACGUAAAUCAAUUACUUAUUAAAUGUGUUUAAAGUAGAAUAGGUAAUUUAAGAUAUCUAAACGAAUUAUAUUUUAUGUUAAAUCGGGUACAUACAAUAUAUUUUUAUUUACAAUAAAUUUUUUACAAUUGAA